GGGGAUUGGAACACCUGAAUCACAUGAUAUGGAGGGGAUUGGAACACCUGAAUCACAUGAUAUGGAGGGGAUUGGAACACCUGAAUCAUAUGAUUGGGAGGAGAUUGGAACACCUGAAUCACAUGAUAUGGAGGGGAUUGGAACACCUGAAUCACAUGAUAUGGAGGGGAUUGGAGCACCUGAAUCACAUGAUUGGGAGGGGAUUGGAACACUUGAAUCACAUGAUUGGGAGGGGAUUGGAACACCUGAAUCACAUGAUUGGGAGGGGAUUGGAACACCUGAAUCACAUGAUAUGGAGGGGAUUGGAACACCGGAAUCACAUGAUUGGGAGGGGAUUGGAACACCUGAAUCACAUGAUAUGGAGGGGAUUGGAACACCUGAAUCACAUGAUAUGGAGGGGAUUGGAACGCCGGAAUCACAUGAUAUGGCGGGGAUUGGAACACCGGAAUCACAUGAUUGGGAGGGGAUUGGAACACCGGAAUCACAUGAUUGGGAGGGGAUUGGAACACCUGAAUCACAUGAUUGGAGGG
Molecule: messenger RNA, 530 nt
Organism: Staurois parvus
Lineage: Eukaryota; Metazoa; Chordata; Amphibia; Anura; Ranidae
Source: the annotation of a GenBank genome assembly